Molecule: messenger RNA, 784 nt
Organism: Jaculus jaculus (lesser Egyptian jerboa)
Lineage: Eukaryota; Metazoa; Chordata; Mammalia; Rodentia; Dipodidae
Gene: Bpifa3
Product: BPI fold containing family A member 3
Exons: 7
Coding region: 1-702 (233 amino acids)
Molecular function (GO): lipid binding
Source: RefSeq, a predicted model, not a curated record
AUGCACCUGCUCCGGAGGCUCCUCCUCCUCCUCCUCCUGGCAUCGCUGGCCUUCCCCUCGGCCCUGCAUCAGCAGCCUCGGCCUGGCCCGGCCAUGGGCUGCAUAGACAGCAAGUCCACCCUGGCAAGAAUUAUUGCCCAGGGCCUCCUGAAGUACAAUGCUGAAGGCCAAAUCCAGAACAUCGGCCUCUUGGACCAGCUGAAUGUCUCAGGACAGGUGGCCCAGGGGAUGGUGGGCUGGCUGAUGGGUGGCAGCACGAACGUCCAACAGCAGCAAGGCAUCAGCAUCAAAAUCACCAACGUCCAGCUGGAUUGUGGUGGGAUCCAGAUGUCCUUCCCCAAGGAGUGGUUCUCGGCAAACACCUCACUUGAAUUUGACAUUGAAUCGAGAGUGCCCUUAAAUGAGAACAUCGUCAAGAUGCAUGCGUGCAUGGGCCUCACCACGGAGUUCUGGCUGGAGAAAGAUAAGUUUGGCCGGAGGGAGCUGGUAAUGGGCGGAUGCCGGAUAGCGCUCGGCAGCGUGGGCAUGUUGGAUCCCACUGAAGUGAUUCCAUCCAAGACGAAACAUUUUCUCCACAACCUCAAAGAAAACUUGGGGAAACUUACCCCGAAUCUGGUGGCGAAUCAGGUGUGUCCCCUGAUCGGCGAGACCCUCAAGCAGUUGGAUGUGAAGCUGUUGAAAGGCCUCCUAGCAGGUCUUUGAGAAUGGAUGGAAGAGAGCUGCUUUUGGUGUGGACCUGGGGGCUGGAGAAGCCACCUGCGAACCGAGACUGCCUCCUCUCCUU